AUGCGAGAACCCGGCGAGUCUGCACAGUUCAGAGUGCUGCUUGUAUCUUUUGACUCUCCCUCUCUUCUUUCCUUUCCUCCACACAACAGCAACACCAACAACAUCUCGCUCUUGUGUUCUCUCAGUCGCCGCUUGUCUAAUCUCAAAACACUCAACUCAGCUCCCUCUUCUCAACCAUGUCGGCCAUUGUCGCUGCGCCUAUGGUCCCUGGCCUUGGCAGUAUUGCCGGUGGUGCCGGUGGUGGCCGUCCUCCCGGUGGUGGUGGUGAGAAACGUGGUAGGCCCCCCGGAUGAUGCUCCCACCCCCUCUCGCAAGACUCGCAAGAGAGUCAAGCGCGGUUUGCCCUGCCAGCGAUGCCUCCGCCGCCUCUGCGCUCAGCCCGCCAAUGCUCCUACUGGUAGCGGCCAGGGCCAGGCUGGCCAGCGAGUCAACUGCGAGUAUCCUAAGGGCCACAAUCGCUGCCGGUAUUGCCGAGGUGGCAAUCGGACCAUCGCCCAGUGCGCUUCUAUAAGUUGCAUAUAUGUUGUCCCGGAGCAUUUGGAGGGUCGUGCCCGCGACUUGCUCGCGACCAACCGUCGCCUUGUUCAGGGUGAGGCUGGUGUUACCAUAGCCGCUGUCGAGACGCAGGCGAGGGUCCUCGACCUUGAAAUGACUGCCCACACCCGUGAGGUGAACCGUGCUACUCGUGCCGCCCGUGCUGCUCCUGCUCCUGUCGCUGCCGGCUCGCCGUCGACCCCCAUCUCGACUCGCCUAUUGCCAGCUCCGCCCAAUGCGCCAUUGAUGCGGUCGCUUACGGCCAGCGUGCGAGAUGCUGCUGCUCCUCCUGUCUCCCCCCCUACCGUCACCAAUGCAGAUAUCAUCCAGGCUUUGACCCACUUGACUAUAAGUGUCAAUUGCGAGUUGCCUGCGAGUCACUAA
Messenger RNA from Exophiala viscosa, 918 nucleotides. RefSeq lists its product as uncharacterized. The transcript has 7 exons. The record is from RefSeq and is a predicted model, not a curated record. Lineage: Eukaryota; Fungi; Ascomycota; Eurotiomycetes; Chaetothyriales; Herpotrichiellaceae. Bases 1 to 918 code for a protein of 305 amino acids.